AAUCUUUUAUACGUCUUAUCAUAAUAUUGACUUUUUGCCCUAAGUAGGAGCAUUAGAUCACCGGACGUAAUAUCCUUGAACAGUUUUGUUUAUUUUGGUAGCAUUUGACUGCGGUUAAAAUCCAUCAUGGCGUCGUCUUUUUUGUCCGUACCACUGAAGAAGUCGUCAGAAGUAGACCUGGUAAAACCCCCGGAAAAAUUCAUCAAGAACACUUACUCCGGGCCAGGAGGGACCCAAGAUGACUUUGUACCCAUGCUGAAGGAACUGGACAAGUUGCGAGACUCUGCAACCUGCAAGACGCUGGACAGACAUGACAGUUCCUUGGAGCUCAUCCAGAAGUACUAUGAUCAGCUCUGUGCAAUUGAAGCCAAGCUCCCAAUCACAGAGAACCAGGAAGAUGAACCCCCUACCCCCUACCAGAUCCGAGUCAACUUCACCUGGUACGAUGCCUUCGACCAGGGCAUGCUGUUUCUGGGAAAGAUGAAGAAGACCAUGUCAUCUGGAGACUAUGAGAGGAUGUGUGUCCUGUUCAACAUCGGAGCACUGAUGAGCCAAAUAGCUGCUGCACAGAACCUGGGCGCCGACGACGGCCUGAAAAAUGCUGCCAAAUAUCUGCAGCAAGCGGCUGGUGUGUUCACACACAUCAAGGAGUCCAUGGCAGGGCCCUUCCAACAGGUGGUGACCCCUGACCUCUCCCUGGAGAUGCUGAGCACCCUGUCUGUUGUCAUGUUGGCCCAGGCACAGGAGGCCAUCCUGCUCAAGUCUAUACAAGACAAGAUGAAGGAAGUCAUCAUCGCAAAGUUGUCCAUGCAGGCGUCUGACUUGUACUCUGAUGCCAUGAAACAGGCACAGAACCCACACUUUGGAGACUUACUCCCAAAGGAGUGGAUCCCAACCCUAGCUGGUAAACAGGCCAUGUACCAUGCCCAGGCUGAGUUCUACAUGUCACUUCUGGCCAAGAAGAACAAGAGCAUUGGGGAGGAAAUAGCCAGGCUCAAGCAUGCCCUAGAGCUGGCAAAGACCGGUAGCAGCAGAGCAGGUUCGACCAUGGACAUGAAAGACUUCAUCGGUAAACUCCAGCGUGCGCACGACUCUGCCGACAAGGACAACAACUUCAUCUACCAUGACCGCGUACCGGAACUCAGCAACCUGCCUGCCAUUGGUCGAGCUGUUGUGGCCAAGGCUUUGCCUCUCUCCAAACCCAUGAAUCCCAAGUUUACUGACCUGUUUGAGAAGCUGGUUCCCCUGGCGGUACACCAGGCUCUGACUGGUUACGAGGCCCGUAAGGCGGAUGUGGUGAACAGGGAGGUGGGGCGGCUGAGGGAAGCAACGCAGCUUAUGAACAGUGUGCUGGCAUCCCUGAAUCUGCCAGCUGCGAUUGAGGACCUGUCAGGUGACAACGUCCCCCAGUCUAUCCUGGAGAAGGGCACUGCCAUCAAGGAGAGGGGAGGCAUCGAUAAGAUCAACCAGCUCAUCCAAGACUUACCCGAGCUGCUGCAGAGGAACAAGGAGGUUCUAGAUGAGGCAAAUCGUGUCCUAGACGAGGAGGAAAAAACAGACAGCGAAUUGCGGGCGAACUUCAAAGAGAGGUGGACGCGCACGGCGUCUGCUCAGCUGUACAGUCCGCUGAGGGCGGAAGGUGGGAAGUACCAGUCUAUCCUGGAUAACGCCAUCCAUGCAGAUACCAUUGUACGGGAGAAGUACAACAAGCAUGCUGAGAACAUCACCCUACUGUGUAAGCCUGAGGAUCUGCCAGGGAAGAUUCCCUCAUCCAGCCCAGCAGCAGCCUUACAAGGGAGCAAGUGUGUGACAGACCUGCGCCAGUUGAUGGAGGAAGUAGAGACUAUCAAGGCAGAGAGAGAUGUCAUCGAGUCUGAGAUCAAGGAGGCCAAGACUGACAUCUCGUCCAAGUUCUUGUCAGCGCUGGCACAGGACGGUGUGGUGAACGAGGAGAACCUGUCGGUGGGAGAGCUGGACAGGAUGUUUGGUCCCCUCCAAAAACAGGUCACAGAAAGUGUGUCCAGACAGGAGGGUCUCAUGAACAAGAUUCAGACCGCCAACACAGAGUUCUGCCAGCAGAAACAGGCGAGUGGAUCGGCCAAUCAGAGGGAAGAGAAGCUGAAAGACCUGGCCGCCGCACAUGACGCCUUCAUGGAGCUGCUGGGUAAUCUGGAAGAAGGGACCAAGUUCUACAAUGAGCUUCUGCUGCUUUUAGUCAAGUUCCAGACAAAGUGUAACGACAUUGUCUUUGCUCGAAAGACGGAGAAAGAUGAGCACCUGAAGGAUAUACAGGACAGCAUUCUUCAGCAGCCAACCUCCAGUAUCCCUAAUACACCGGAGUAUCAAAAAACUGGACCUGGUGGAGCCAAGCCACCGCCACCUGCUCGCCCCCCUCCCCCUCAAGUGCAGCCACAACAACAACAACAACAACAGCAGCCACCUGCACAGCAAGCAGCUGCAGGCUCCCAGCCCCCACAGCUGAACAUGCCCCAGGCAGGACAGCCCCAGUACGGCUACAACAACCCCCAGUACUACAGCCCUCCCCCCAUGCCUACCAGCUACAACCCCUAUGCAACCAUGCAGUACCAGCCUCCUCCACAGCAGGGCGCUGCUGCACCGUAUGGACAGCAGCCUGGAGCCCCACCGUAUCCCCAGCAACAGCAGGCUGCCCCGCCCUACCCACAGCAACAGUACGCCCCCCAGUACCCCCAACCUGCCUAUAAUCCAUACGCACCCCCCUCCCAGUACAACCCAUAUCAACAACAGCAGCAACGUUGAAUGGGUACUACAAAUGUAUAUUUCUGAACACAGAAAUUUCUUUCUGUCUAUAAUACAUAUAUCCUAUCCAAGCCUACUAAAACCCUGUUAGAUAUUUUAUAACACAGUGACAAAGGCAAUGGUAAAACCAAUAGUAAAAACACAUGUACAAUACAUUUGUAUUAUCGACAUCUCAAAAAUGUAUAUCCUGCUUAUGGUGUAUGAAUAGUGUCAGAUACAUGAUGAAGAAAGCAUUUUGUUUGAGAUGAUAUUUUUCAGAAGAUGAAAUUUCCUUCUUUCAGUUUGAUGUAUAAAUGAAAGUGCCUCAAAGGCUACUUCUUAAAACAGAGCACUUUUUUUUUUCUUAGAAGAAAAUGUUUUGGUCUUUGCAAUGUCAACUGCUGUUUUGCUUGGAAAAUGGCUGGCUUUGUUGUUAAAAAGCAAACUGAGGACCUAUUGCUGGGUAUGGAUUGACUUUCAUAAAACAACAGUAUUUUCACACACUUUAAUGGUGUUAUAUAUAUAUAAUUAGUGUGUUAUUGAGUCUGUAUUUUUCCCACGCAAGCACAUAUCUGUCUAUCUUAGCAAAAAAAUGAAAUGAAAUUACUGUUGUGAUUAGAUAGACUGUUGAGCUUCAUGCAUUUUGUCAAAAUAUGUCAACAGAAAUGAUAAAUGAAUUGUGUGUGUUUCAGUUAGCAUAAGCUUUUGUUCUUGUGUAGAACUGUGGAAUAAGUCAUUGAAUUAGAUUUUGUAUAUCUCCGGGGAACAGUUCAACAAGUAGGAGAAAAAUAACAGAAUGGAUUAUUACUAACCAAAUUAUUGAUUAUAGCUUGUGCCUUGUGGUAUUUGGUUGAGACAGAAAUCCCAAAUUGUACUUUCUAAGAAGUCACUGGUUAUGAUAAAAGUUUGCCAGCUCUUGUUUGAUAUAUUUAAGGUGGGAGGGUAGAAAGUCUUCAAAUGGUAAUUGUGCUAAGUUUGAGGAUUACAAUAUGUUGAAUGAACUUAGAGCAUGGAGAGGGGGCUGUAGGUAACUGCUCAUGCCAUUCCUUAAAGUCUCAAUCACUUUGUUUUUGUGUGUUGGAAGGGGAUUUAAUAUGCUGAUGAAUAAAGAUAAUAUCAUUGUGUUUUUUUUUUACUAUAAUAAUGAUAAUGUUUCAUUCAAUGUCCUGUUAUGUACAAUUUUAUGUUACAAAAACUGCAAGAAAAGUGCUGAAGUUCUUUGUAUGCAUGCUGUAGGCUGUUGAUUAGCUCCCAUGAUUUUGUAGAGAUGAAGAGUCUGAACAUACUAGUAGCUGUAUACCUUGAAGGGAAGGAGAAACUUGUACAAAAGAGGAGAAUGGAGAAAUGUAGAUUUUGCAUGUUUGCUAUAUUUUGAUAAUAUUUUGACACCAAUGAUAAACUAGAUGCAGAUGUCCAACAUCAUUAAGGAAAGUGAUAUGUAUACAUUCUGGUAUUACUAUACAAUUAGAACAGAAGUAUUAUGUACAAAGUUAGGAAUGUUGUACUUUUUGUGAUAUUUUGUUCAAUUUGAACCCCUGUCAAAAAAAAAACUCUGAAACUUCCUUAUGUUAGAACUUGAUAUACAUGUACUGUGUAACAAUAUCUCUGUAUCCAUGAAUUGUUCCUAUACUUCUGAUUGACCAUCAUUAAAAGCUUUCUGCUCAAUAAAUGUCUCUUGUGUA
Branchiostoma floridae (Florida lancelet) is the source of this 4439-nucleotide messenger RNA. Its product is annotated as programmed cell death 6-interacting protein-like. The transcript is spliced from 19 exons. Gene Ontology annotation, cellular component: endosome. Gene Ontology annotation, biological process: mitotic cytokinesis. The record is from RefSeq and is a predicted model, not a curated record. Bases 127 to 2778 code for a protein of 883 amino acids. Lineage: Eukaryota; Metazoa; Chordata; Leptocardii; Amphioxiformes; Branchiostomatidae. Gene Ontology annotation, molecular function: protein binding.